UACAGUUCGACACGGAACCAAGAACAGUAGUGCGACUCCUUUAAGAAGCCGCUUUAAUAAACAAUGAACAUCUCAUAUUGACAGCAUGACAUCACCGCUGUUUUUCCCAGACAGAGGCACCAUGCACGGAGGAUGUUGGGACCAUAUUGUCCGAGGAGGAGGAUGCACCAUCCGCCAAAUGUUCUAAUAUCGAUACACUCAUUUAAACGCGAAUCGUUUGAGAUGCGGUGCACGGUUUGAUAUUUCCAGCACUGACCAUUUAUAAAUGUGUGUCGCUGUUAAAUAGGAAUAUUUGGCAGUGCAUAUCCUGUAUAGUGUAUCGUACAGUGACUGCAAACGCAAAAUGGGCAGGAGGUGCAUUAUUGGAGUGGAGUGAAAACGUUUUAUCGGCUUUAAUUGGGGCUUGGUUCGCGUGAACGAGGACUGGACAGGAACGUCUCGUCUGGUUUCAUUCACUGGAAUUGAAAGGGAUUGCUACGGAUGGACGUUAAAUAAGGUUUAUAUUUGCUGGGCUUCAUCUCGAGCUCUCAAAAACAAAUUCCACUGCACCGACUGACGUCCGUUCUCUCUGUCCGCGUGCCCGGCGGGAUGCGGGUGCACGUCAAGGAGCUCUCCAAGCUGUUGUGGUGCUGACGCGGCUCUGAGCGAACGCGAGCAUGGCUGCUGGGAAGUUGCUGCUCUACGCCGGUCUGUCUCUGUCCCUCUGCGCGCUCGGGAUGCUGGCCGUGGCUAUCUGCUCCGACCACUGGUACGAGACGGACGCCCGGAGGUACCGUGAGCGGUGCCGAAGUUUCUCCAGUCGCCGGAAGGACCCGGGCUUUAUUUACAUCCCCAACAACAGCCUCCCUCUGCGGGCGAGCCGCUCGCGCCUGGACCGCUGGGAGGAAAAGCUGCUGCUUGCGCGGAACAGAAGGCAGCUGUUCGCCAUGAGCGCCGCCGAUGAGUGCACCAGGCAGUAUAACUCCACCAACAUGGGCCUGUGGAGCAGAUGCCAUCGGCUUGGAUUUGAUCAAGAUAUAGAGGACCUCAUUCGAAAAGGGUCCAUUGCAAGAUGCUCCUAUAUCAAGUACCACUACUCCUCGGCCACAAUACCCAAGAAUCUCUCUUACAACAUCACCAAGACCAUACGUCAGGAUGAGUGGCACUCUCUGCAUCUGCGGAGGAUGACGGCAGGAUUUAUGGGAAUGGCGGUGGCCAUCAUCCUCUUCGGCUGGAUCAUAGGGAUGCUGGGAUGCUGCUGGGACCGUGGCCUCAUGCAGUAUGUGGCAGGUCUGCUCUUCCUCAUGGGUGGCACAUUUUGCAUCAUUUCCUUGUGCACCUGUGUAGCAGGCAUCAACUUUGAACUGUCCCGUUACCCUCGCUACAUGUACGGCCUCCCAGAUGACAUCAGUCACGGUUACGGAUGGUCAAUGUUCUGCGCCUGGGGUGGUUUGGGCCUGUCCCUCAUCGCCGGCUUCUUCUGCACGCUGGCGCCCUCCAUACAGCCAAUCCCUCGCUCCACGUGCCCCAAAUCCCGCCAAGAAAAUGGCACAGUGUGUUAAGGGAUGGCCUCUAAAAAUCCCCGAGCCCUACGUGUGCAGCUGGACAAUGGGGGACAAAACACAUAAAAAAAAUCAUGUUCAUUUAGAAUCAUUUCUAAUCUCACCAACCAGGCCAUUUUUUAACCACGUGUGUGAAUCUACAAUUGAGUGUCCUGAUCGUUUAAAUUAAAAAAAAAAACAAAAAAAAAAACAAACAAAAAACAAUUAAUAUCAGUGGGACUUUCCAUUGUCGAUCCUGCACAGAAAAACGUUUGUUCUGUCAAAGUUGUGACUUUCGUGAUCACAAGAAAACGGUGACGAAUGAAGCAAAAAAACUGACAGCAUUGCUUAUUCCAAUGCCGCAAGGAUUGAUAUUGACAUGUAGGCUGACGCCUAAAAACUGCCAAACCUGGAGUCUACUGUAUUUGUAUCUGGACGGCACCACAUGCAAGUAUGGAGGUCCAGUGCCAAUGUUUGAAGCCCAGGAGUUCAGACGAAUCAGGAGCACCAGGGCCAAGCUUCUUUCAAAUGAGUGGACAACAACUUUGAUGCAGUUUGGAUCUGUUGUGUCUAAACUUGCUGAUUUGUCGCGGACCCUGAGACUAUCGCAAUGCUUCUUAGGAAUGUGGUUAAAGGAUCCGCUCGUGCAUAAAUUAGGAAGAUUUUGGGAAUUGGAGAUGCCUGCUCAUGACGUUAUGUUGCUAUUGCUCUACAGCAAAUUGUAAAGAGAAAAUAAUACCUAUAAUAUUCCAGAAGAGAGAGAGAGA
Molecule: messenger RNA, 2287 nt
Organism: Cyprinus carpio (common carp)
Lineage: Eukaryota; Metazoa; Chordata; Actinopteri; Cypriniformes; Cyprinidae
Product: transmembrane protein 178B
Cellular component (GO): membrane
Source: RefSeq, a predicted model, not a curated record